CACAGCCUUUUUCGUCUCCUCUCUUUUUUUUUAUGACCGUCAGCUAUAAAUGGCUGAGAGGGGUGUUUGAGGACUGAUGUAGCUCAGUGUCGUUAGGACAGAGACAGGAGAAUGAUCAGACCUACAGCUACAACAUUCAGCUUAGUGCUACUGCUGUACUGCUCUCUGUCUCACAGUCUCACACAGUUCAACACUGUGACUGGAAGGAUACCUGAUGACAAACAGGAGACGACUUCCUGGAGGUUCAGGAACCUAUCAUCUGUUCCUGAGGGGCUGGACGUGAGGCUGAGGGAGCUGGAUCUGUCCAACAACAUUAUAAGACAUAUAAACAGCCAGAGUCUGACUGUUCCAUCCCUACUGAGACUGGACCUCAGCUACAACCAGCUAGAGAUCAUAUCUGAAGGGGCUUUCAGAGAUGUGGCCCAGCUUCAAGAGCUGAACUUGGCCAGGAAUGCAUUGAGCCACAAUGUGGACAGUACCAGCCGAGCUCUUGGGUCUCUCCACAGACUGAGGAGGUUGGAUAUCUCUCUGAACGGUCUGGAUGAUGACACGGCGGGACUUUACCUUCGUGACAAAUCAAUUCUAGAAAGCCUAGAUCUCACGGGCAACGGUUUGACGCGACUCAGGCCCAAGCUGUUUGCAGAGAGCCUGAGCGUGAGAAGCAUUCGCAUCGAGAACAAUCUGAUCGCGGCAAUAGAGGAGGGAACGUUUGAACCGUUGAAGAAACUCAAGAUCUUAAAUUUAGCCAGAAAUAAUCUAGUCUACAUCUGUGAUUUUAAACUCCAUCAGGUGAAACUCUUGAAUCUUAGCAGGAAUUCCAUAGAGUUCUUUGUCACCCGUGAGGACGGUCACCCAUACGAGCUGGAGAUCUUAGAUCUGAGCUUCAACAACCUCCUCUAUUUCCCCAUGGUCCCCAAGACCAACCGGUUGAGAUACCUCCACCUACAGAGCAACAUGGUGGGGACCUUAGAGACAGACACCUUAAUAUCAGAGGCAGACUCUCUGUACAGAGAACUAACAAGUGAAGAUGAGGUAAAUGAUGCUGUAGACAACAACAACAUAUACUCUAACUGGAAACUGAUGCCGUUAGUUUACAUGGACCUCAGUAGUAACCACUUCAGGUCUCUACCUGUGGAGACUCUGAGCCAUCUGACCUCUUUGGUGACGCUGAACCUCAGCAAGAACUGUCUACAGGACAUCAGCUUUAACACAACGAAGGGAGGCCAUGUUGGAGGCUACCACCAACCUUCCUUGACCUUUCCGUCUCUACGCUACUUCGACCUGCAGAACAACGGUCUUCGACAACUCUCCACCUUCUUCCUGGAAGCCCUACCAAACAUAGAGACAUUAAACCUGAAGGAGAACUCUGUGAGGCCUUGUGAUCCAAAGGACCAACUGGGACCAUCUGAGACAACGAGAGUUAGUCUUAAUAGUAUGUCCCCUUGUGUUUCCUUCUGGAAUAUCAAAACUCUGAGAAGUCUAGAUCUCCAAGACAACGGGAUCAAAACACUCCAUCAGAACACAUUUGAAGGAACCCCUUUGGUUUCUCUCAACCUGGCCAGUAAUGUAGAUCUAAUCUUUGAUAUUGGCGCUCUAGAAGGGUUGCAGAGUAGUCUCCAGUCUCUGAGUAUCAGUGGGAACAGCAUGACAACCUCUGCCUUGUCUCUGCCUUGUCUGAAAGCAUUGAGACGACUCAACAUGUCCAACAACAACGUAGACGUCCUCCCGGGCAUCAUCAGCUGUUCUCCUUUGACGGAGCUUGACCUGAGAAAUAACGGGCUAACGUCUAUGAAUGAAUCUGUGGUUGAUCGUUUGUCUCUAUAUCUUGAUGUGUUGUAUGUCAGUGGCAACUCUUUCAACUGCUGUGACACCAAAUGGCUAAAAACCCUAAACAGAGAGAAAGUGAAUAUUCCGGACCUUGACCAUGCUGUGUGCCUCAGUGUCAAUGGUACUCUGUUGACUGGCCUUCUGCGUAACCAUUCACUGCACUGUUCAUUGGAACUUAGCCCAAAGAUAACAGAACCAAACCUUGGGCAAAUAAUAAUAAUAAUGUUGUUUGUGUCGACAGUAUUGAUAACAUUAGUUGUAUUUGUGAAGAAGGUUUGUUGCAACACGGGGUCAUUAAUUGUGUAAUGAUUGUGCAUGUAAAACCAAGAGCUGUGUUCGAAUACCCAUACUAACAUACUGUAUACUACAUACUUAAUGUAUAUAUUACAUACUAUUUGUUAAUUUUAGUAUACUGAAUACUACAUACUUAAUGUAUAUAUUACAUACUAUUUGUUAAUUUUAGUAUACUGUAAACUACAUACUCAAUGUAUAUAUUACAUACUAUUUGUUAAUUUUAGUAUACUGAAUACUACAUACUUAAUGUAUAUAUUACAUACUAUUAGUUCAUUUUAGUAUACUCUUGCUCCUGUGACAUAUUACUAGUUCGACCUACUGAAGAGGGAGGGGACUACCGGAGAGGGAGGGGACUACCGGAGAGGGAGUGGACUACCGGGAGAGGGAGGGGACUACCGGAGAGGGAGAGGACAACCUGAGAGUGUGCUCUAGGUGUAAAUUCAGAGGGGACACUGGACGCUCUUGCCGAGGAGUAGGCUUGCUGGUUAACGUUGGCUAGCUACUUCCAGAAACAAAUGAGAGCACCUCACUCUGACCAUUUUACUCACCCUAGCAGAGCUGUUUUCAUGUUAUCCAGAGUGUUGAUGACUGUAACUGUGCUACUGGCAACAAUUUAAUUAUGCUUUUUUCUCGCCGACGUUUAUCAGUUAUUCUGCGCUCUGGCACACUGGGUGUGUUCGUUCUGGUGGACCAGAGUGUUGUCAGAUUGUUACAUUUAGAACAGACAAAUUGCCAAAAUAACAUGGAACGUAACUUCUUUGACAAGUCAUGACUUUAUUAAAUUGCUCUUCCGCUCUCCUACGACAUCGGCUGCAUACUUUACACUCCCAUUUUCUGAAGGAUUACAUUAUGGGACCAAAAAGCACGGAAAUAAUGUCCACUGCUUGUAUACCAUGACCAAUAAACAUACUAUAUACUACAUACUACAUACUACAUACUCAAAUGACGUCACAAAUAGUAUGGUUAGUGCGUUUGUAUGAGUAUUCGAACACAGCUGGUUUGUUGUUGUUGGCAGUUAUCUGCAGCUAUUCAGCUAUUAGGUUUACUCCAGGUGAUAACAUCAAUGCAUUAGACUAUUAGGUUUACUCCAGGUGAUAACAUCAAUGCAUUAGACUAUUAGGUUUACUCCAGGUGAUAACAUCAAUGCAUUAGACUAUUAGGUUUACUCCAGGUUAUAACAUCAAUGCACGAGACUAAUGCCCACAUCUCAGAGGUUGUUGUGGCUAAAUAUGCCACGCUAACAUGUGUCCACUGAUAGCCUAGGGAUACAUUCUGAUCCAUAGACACCAUACUUCCUUAAUGUCAGUCAAUCAACCACACAUCAAGUCAUGUCACUCUGAUAGUAAUGAGCUUGUCUCCAGGCUGAGCGAGAGAGAGAGGAGUUUAUCAUCUACUUGGCCAUGUUAACAUAUGUUUCCCAUGUUGAAGAUGAGAAGCUGAAGUUGCACAUGCUGGUACCUUUUCACGGUGCAUUUCUCCUCUCCUGUCUGUUGGUUUUUAGUAAUGAAGCCCCGAGUAUGUCACAAAAACGUCCAUUGAUAUGCUCAAGGACUGGUGAGUUCUGGAAAAUGUGGAUGUUUUCAAGCAGGAGCUGCUGGUAGUAAAUGCUGCACAUGCAGCAACCAUCAUAACAUGCAAUAUAGAAGCUGAGGAAGGAGCAAAACCCCAUAAAUACACAGAGGAAUGUGUAUACUUUUUCAAAAAGCAUUCUCUGAAUUUGGUGCACUGCCCCUUUAACCAACCACCUCUGGUUCAGUUCUCAUAACAUCUUUGGUUGAGUUGAGUAGCGACCCAUCCUUCAGGGCAGGUGAGACAGAGCUGUUUAGCUAACAAAAAUAUACACUGCUCAACAAAAGAAAGGGAACACUUAAACAACACAAUGUAACUCCACGUCAAUCACACUUCUGUGAAAUCAAACUGUCCACUUAGGAAGCAACACUGAUUGACAAUAAACUUCACAUGCUGUUGUGCAAAUGGAAUAGACAACAGGUGGAAAUUAUAGGCAAUUAGCAAGACACCACCAAUAAAGGAGUGGUUCUGCAGGUGGUGACCACAGACCACUUCUCUGUUUCUAUGCUUCCUGGCUGAUGUUUAGGUCACUUUUGAGUGCUGGCUGUGCUUUCACUCUAGUGGUAGCAUGAGACGGAGUCUACAACCCACACAAGUGGCUCAGGUAGUGCAGCUCAUCCAAGAUGGCACAUCAAUGUGAGCUGUGGCAAGAAGGUUUGCUGUGUCUGUCAGCGUAGUGUCCAGAGCAUGGAGGCGCUACCAGGAGACAGGCCAGUACAUCAGGAGAUGUGGAGGAGGCCGUAGGAGGGCAACAACCCAGCAGCAGGACCGCUACGUCCGCCUUUGUGCAAGGAGGAGCAGGAGGAGCACUGCCAGAGCCCUGCAAAAUGACCUCCAGCAGGCCACAAAUGUGCAUGUGUCUGCUCAAACGGUCAGAAACAGACUCCAUGAGGGUGGUAUGAGGGCCCGACGUCCACAGGUGGGGGUUGUGCUUACAGCCCAACACCGUGCAGGACGUUUGGCAUUUGCCAGAGAACACCAAGAUUGUCAAAUUCGCCACUGGCGCCCUGUGCUCUUCACAGAUGAAAGCAGGUUCACACUGAGCACGUGAUAGACGUGACAGAGUCUGGAGACGCUGUGGAGAACGUUCUGCUGCCUGCAACAUCCUCCACCAUGACUGGUUUGGCGGUGGGUCAGUCAUGGUGUGGGGUGGCAUUUCUUUGGGGGGGCCGCACAGCCCUCCAUGUGCUCGCCAGAGGUAGCCUGACUGCCAUUAGGUACCGAGAUGAGAUCCUCAGACCCCUUGUGAGACCAUAUGCUGGUGCGGUUGGCCUGGGUUCCUCCUAAUGAAAGACAAUGCUAGACCUCAUGUGGCUGGAGUGUGUCAGCAGUUCCUGCAAGAGGAAGGCAUUGAUACUAUGGACUGGCCCGCCCGUUCCCCAGACCUGAAUCCAAUUGAGCACAUCUGGGACAUCAUGUCUCGCUCCAUCCACCAACGCUAUGUUGCACCACAGACUGUCCAGGAGUUGGUGGAUGCUUUAGUCCAGGUCUGGGAGGAGAUCCCUCAGGAGACCAUCCGCCACCUCAUCAGGAGCAUGCCCAGGCGUUGUAGGGAGGUCAUACAGGCACGUGGAGGCCACACACACUACUGAGCCUCAUUUUGACUUGUUUUAAGGACAUUACAUCAAAGUUGGAUCAGCCUGUUGUGUGGUUUUCCACUUUAAUUUUGAGUGUGACUCCAAAUCCAGACCUCCAUGGGUUGAUAAAUUUGAUUUCCAUUGAUAAUUUUUGGGUGAUUUUGUUGUCAGCACAUUCAUUAUUUUAGUGUUCCCUUUAUUUUUUUGAGCAGUGUAUAUAUAUAUUUCUUUCUUUUUGUUUGUUUGUGUUGUUGUUGCCUAUUUUGUUAUUUUGGCAUUAAUACGUGUCACAUAUCAGUUUGCAAACAAUGUAGAAAAGGGGGACAAGACUUAAUAACAUAUAAUCACUUAACAUAUGAACAUCUUCUUGUUUUCUAGAGGCAGCUCCUAAACGCAGAUGUUCCAGCUCAGUGAUCCCUGUAGAGGUGGGGUUACCAGAGGAAAAUAUGGAGCGUAGGGUUUGGUAAUGUUCUCUAGUUGCGUUGUGAUUGGCUCAGUGUUCUGUCACUCAUGGGGACACUACGUCGCCGCAAAAUCUACACGGAGAGUUUGAAAAUUCAAGCCCCUUGGGUGCUGCCAUAGAUUUACAUUAGAAGGGCCCAUCCAAGAAGACUCAAUGUCAUUGGCCACAGAUAAAAUUAUGUCAAAUCACAUUAUAUCUACCGUACCUUUGAUUGGACUGAUCAUGUCAACAUCAUACUUUCAAAAUUUUAGCUUGCAGUCCUCAUCAUCAAUCAUGUAGACAAUCUUCUGGCAAAUCCUCUUCAAUCCUUGUCAUAUGAAGAGAAAUUAUAGAUAAAACGUAACGGUGCUCAUUAGACAUUGGACAUAAACAUUACACAACAAGUUGGAAAUCGCAAAUCCAACAAUGAGUUGUUUGGAAGGAAUGAGUGUCAAACUUCAAGCUUUGCACUAGCCUGCUAUUCAGUGGAGAGGGUGUCCAAGUUUCUAGGGUCAUUUUCAGCCCUUCCUGAACCGGAGACCAGAAACAGGCUACCUGAGGGCAAUACCAAAAUAAAUGAUUCUGUAUCCUCACAACAAAAUCAGCAGAGCUUCGAUGAUUUUAUGCCCCAAAUAUUCAACAUUUUGUUGGUGGGAAGAAUUCUAUAAAAUAUUUUUAGCUGAAAAGCA
Messenger RNA from Oncorhynchus kisutch (coho salmon), 6398 nucleotides. RefSeq names its product transforming growth factor beta activator LRRC32-like. NCBI's taxonomy places the organism in Eukaryota, Metazoa, Chordata, Actinopteri, Salmoniformes, Salmonidae. The coding region runs from base 112 to 2133 and encodes 673 amino acids. The record is from RefSeq and is a predicted model, not a curated record. Gene Ontology annotation, molecular function: protein binding. The transcript is spliced from 2 exons.